Coregonus clupeaformis (lake whitefish) is the source of this 3617-nucleotide messenger RNA. RefSeq names its product nuclear receptor subfamily 4 group A member 1. Gene Ontology annotation, cellular component: transcription regulator complex; nucleus. Lineage: Eukaryota; Metazoa; Chordata; Actinopteri; Salmoniformes; Salmonidae. Bases 796 to 2622 code for a protein of 608 amino acids. Gene Ontology annotation, biological process: regulation of transcription by RNA polymerase II; cellular response to corticotropin-releasing hormone stimulus. Gene Ontology annotation, molecular function: nuclear receptor activity; RNA polymerase II cis-regulatory region sequence-specific DNA binding; zinc ion binding. The record is from RefSeq and is a predicted model, not a curated record. The transcript has 7 exons.
AUUAAUGCCCAUGAUUUUGGAUGAGCAGUUGUCCACAUACUUUUGGUCAUGUAGUGUAUAACUAGGAAAAAGCAGCGACUUCCAUUCAGUGAUUGCACAUAAAUGAAAGUGUUUAGGAUCAUUGUUUAUUUUACAUUGCUUUUAGUCAUGCAAGAAUAUCUUGAGAUAUUCAAAGCUUUGACUGACCAACAGCCUUCAUUGCGGUUUAACUGAAAUUGAAUUAAGAUAAUAAUUAAGAUAUGAAUUGGAUCAGAUGAUUAUAGCUACAGUUCAGUGAAAGAACACCUCCUGGAGAAAAAUCCUCCAGAUCCGAUAUUGUUCUGAUAUUGACAGUUCUGAGAGGUAGACAUGAAUCACACACACGUCCAGCUGCUAAAGAUACCUUAGCACCCCCCACAGCCCUCCGCUCCACCGGCCCUGUCACCUUCCCCUCUUCAGCUGGCAUUUAGCCCACCCUGACACCCAAUCCCCAGACCUUGGGUAGGAGGGUUGCCCUGUUCAUAACCAAAGAGGGGGGGGGGGGGUUUCAAAGCAUUCAAAGCCAGUAACCAAUAUCCUCCAGCAAGACUAUCUCCACAUCAGCCGGUCAGCCGGCUUUCCAGGCUUUCUCGGAAUCACCAAAGGGGUAUCAAGAGGCCUAAAGCUGUGGCAGCGUGAGGAGAGGGGGGAAAUGGAAGUGUUUCUGUAUGGGAUGAUGUCAGGAUGCGCUGUUGGAGAGGUGUUAAAAGGGAUCCCUAAGACCGAUUAAGUUUCUUCAGUGUUGUUGACUUGAGUGAUUAGUAAGGAGGCUUGCAGAUGAUGGUUGUAGAGUUGUUUACGGGUUAUUGCACCUGGUUUGGCUGGAGUGAUGCAAUGCCCUGUGUUCAAACUCAGUAUGGAACUGUGCCCUACGACAACAACUACUUUAGCUCUGAGUUCCUGAACCCCGACCUCAGUGCUAAGCCAGCCAUGGACAUCGGUGCCCAGCGGGACCAGCUCACCGCCUCCUCCCUCCCCAGCAUCAACACCCUGGUGGGCAGCGGCUACGUGGGCGAGUUUGACGCCUACUCCUGCCAGAUCACCACCUCUGCCUCCAAUGCCCCCUCCGGCCCCACGGCCGGCAGCAGCUCCAGCCCUCAGGCUCAGCACUCAGCCUUCAAACUGGACGACCUCCAGGUGUAUGGCUGCUACCCGGGCUCUUUCGCCCUCAGUUACCUUGAUGAGACGCUGUCCUCCUGUGGCUCCGAUUACUAUGGCAGCCCUGCGUCGGCCACUGCCUCCCCACCCACCCCGGGCUUCCAGAGCCAGCCUGGCCCAGCCUGGGACUCCCCCUUCAGCCCCUACUCCCCAGGCCCUGGGUGCUGGGUGGCUGAUAAGUCAGGCCUAGCUCAGCAGCCCUCCUUCUUCACCUUCACCCCCCCGUCGGAGCAGCAUUCCCCCCUGGGGCAGCACCAGGGCCCCCAGCAGGGUGAGGAGGACCCUUUCUUCCAGCCCUCCCAGCAGAACGCCUCCCCUCUCCAUUACGCCCCCUUAUCUCUGGACCAGGUGUCCCUAGACAGCCCCAGGCUCAUGGAGGGGCCUAUGUCGUCCCCUAAGAUCGGCAGCCCCGGGGCCAAUGAGGGUCGCUGUGCGGUGUGUGGGGACAACGCCUCCUGUCAGCACUACGGGGUCCGCACCUGUGAGGGCUGCAAGGGCUUCUUUAAGCGAACUGUGCAGAAGAAUGCUAAAUACGUGUGCCUAGCCAACAAGGACUGUCCAGUAGACAAGCGGCGGAGGAACCGGUGCCAAUUCUGCCGUUUCCAGAAGUGCCUGGUGGUGGGAAUGGUGAAAGAAGUCGUCCGCACAGACAGCCUGAAAGGUCGCAGGGGUCGUCUGCCCUCUAAACCCAAGACUGUGCCAGAGUCAGCGUCCACCACUCCACCCAUCAACAUCAUCACCUCUCUUGUCAGGGCUCACAUAGACUCCAACCCUGCCAUCGGAAAACUGGACUACUCCAAGUACCAUGAGACAGUGGCCAGCCUAUCAGAGAAAGAGGAUGCCAACGACAUCCAGCAGUUCUACGACCUGCUGACAGGCACCAUGGAUGUGCUCCGGAAAUGGGCCGAGACCAUCCCAGGAUUCACCGCCUUCUGCCCAGAAGACCAGGAGCUGCUCCUGGAAUCUGCUUUCGUGGAACUCUUCAUCCUCCGGCUAGCAUACAGGUCGAGUCCUGAGAAGAACAAGCUGAUCUUCUGCAACGGCGUGGUACUUCACCGUAUGCAGUGUGUGCGGGGCUUUGGCGACUGGAUCGACUCCAUCAUGGACUUCUCCCACAGCCUCCACCGCAUGAACCUGGACGUGUCCUCAUUCGCCUGCCUCGCAGCACUCGUCAUCAUCACAGAUCGCCAUGGCCUUAAAGAGCCCAAACGGGUGGAGGAGUUCCAGAACCGCCUCAUAACCUGUCUGAGGGAUCACGUGACCGGCAGUGGCUCCGACGCGGGGCGGCCCCAGCCAAACUUCCUGUCCCGACUGCUGGGGAAGCUUCCCGAGCUGCGCACCCUCUGCACCCAGGGCCUGCAGCGCAUCUUCUACCUGAAGCUGGAGGACCUGGUCCCCCCACCGCCCAUCGUAGACAAAAUCUUCAUGGAUACCUUACCUUUCUGAAAAGACAGAUAAAAAGAGGAAGAGGAAUGAUUAAGUGAUGAUGCUGAGUAGACAAAAAUAUAAUAAACUGAGGAGGUGAAUAGGGGGCCGUUGUCUUUGUCCAUUACAUUUGGGACUUCUGAGUGUUGAAUGUGGAUAGAAGGCACUCCCCCCCCCCCUCCACUGAAGUGGCAUCACCCCUUUCCAGUGCACGGACUUGAUGAAAAGUGUCUGAUUCUGCCACCGGUCCAGUGUCUAAAAGUGAGGAAUUUUUCUCACAUUUAGUUUAAUAACAAAAACCUGUGGGUGACAGAAUUGGAUGUCUAUUUUCCAAUCUGUGGAAUUAUCCUGGACAAUUCAUUCAACAAGAGAAAGGAAGACAUGAGAUAACAUUUCUAGUUUUUGGUCUCUUUUGUGUGACUUUGUGGAGUGGCUUUAUCGCUAUGCAAAAUGUGUACGUUUGUGUUUUUGCACGCUGCGAGAUAUUGGGAGACAGUUGGUGUGUAUGUACAGCUCUGAGGGGAAAAAGCAGGCAUGUUCACACCUGAACACCCACUUAAACCCAAGUUCUCAAAAAUCCUAUUGAGUGUCCAAAUCCCAACACAACUUAAUUUAGUAGCUGUUCAAAGUUGACGCGUGGAGAGGCCAACAGUGUCAAACACUGUAGUCUCCAGUCCACUAGCCUUUCUCAAAGACAACUGUUGCAUCCUACAUUUCAAAAGUGAGUAUUUUCACUGAAACCGUUAUAAAAUAAUAAUAAUAAUAAUAAUAAUAAAAGCCAUUUGUAGUCCUGAUACCACACAUUUACACCUAUAGAAGGUCUUGGACCAAAGGGAAGCUGUAUAUCUGUCUGCCUGCAGUGACAGCUGGCUAUUGUUGUGACAUUUACAGCUCAUCAACCAUAAAGCCUUAAUAUACCUUAAAGGCCCAUUGCAGUCAGAAACGUGAUUUUCCUGUGUUUAUAUAUAUAUUUUCACACUAUGAGGUUGGAAUAAUACUGUGAAAUUGUUAAAAUG